UCUCUGUUGGACCUCAUCACCCCACCAAGCUAGUUUGACGCAGUUGUUUGUAAGGAAAUAUAGGAUUUAUAUAGAGUAAAAACGAUCCGAAGUGCUCCAUCACUUGGGAGGAAACCAUAUAUUCACACCAGUUAAGGUACAGCUUUUACUUACACGAUGGAAUAGGCUUGAUUGUGGUCUUACAUCGCGACGAUGUGAAUGAACAGAUUCGUACGAGAUCAUCACAAUGGAACGCUUCAUCACCGUUGCAAUCUGUGCAGCUGUUGUGAUUGCCUACAUUCAAAGGGCAAGUUCGACCGAACUAUAUGAACCGUUGAUACUUGAUCGUGGGAUCCUCCGCAUAGACUCUACCGAUGCAACAUGGCGAUACUCGGCUGCCGCCGGUGCUACUGAGCCGGAGGAGAUAUUGACAGGGUUUCUGGAAGACAGGUCGUAUACCGAUGAGAAUGAGAACCAGUGGCCUUAUCAAGUGGCAAUAUUCAGGCACAAUGGUAGCAUCGUUCUGAACGGGAGUCUUCAGGUUGUCUUCUCUGGUCAGCCAGCCGUUUCCAUAGAGAGUAUACAAGGUGACAUCGAGAUAGCUACUCGUCUCACGUUGGAUGGCUACAUAGGUCUUACAAGUGACACUGGGUCUUUGGGAGGAUUUGGGGCGAGACUUGGUCCAGGAGGGGGAGGGCUCUUGGGUGACGUCAGUGACCCCCAGAAGCCACCCGGAGGUGGGGGCCACGGGGGCACCGGAGGUGAAGCUUUCAAGGAGACAACGUGGGUCAUAUCAGCCGCGGUUCCUAAAGAGAUGCUGUAUGGUUACCCGUAUCUGGUCGGGGAUGGCUACCAUCUGCUCGGAGGAAGUGCAGGUGGAAAGCUGGAGUAUGACCCGACGGUUCUGAUUUAUAAUAAUCCGAAAGGUGGAGGAGCGCUUGAACUCACAGGCAAAGGAAAGAUCACCAUUGGGGACCAUAUAUCGGCCAACGGACAGCAAGGUAACACUUAUGACCAGGCAUUCCUCGAUAAAUAUUCAGCUGAACCAUGUGCUGGGGGAGGGAGCGGUGGGCUGAUCAGACUGAGAGCAAAGGAGAUCGAGAUCCGCUACGACGGUUUCCUCUCCGUGGACGGCGGCGACGGGGCCCAGAACACCGACAGCGGCACGUACUGCGGAGGCGGAGGGGCGGGUGGCAUCAUCGAGUUCCAGAUCUCGGACCGGGUGCACGGGAAUCUGGUGGGCCACCAUCUUUCCCUUGACGGCGGAUUGGGUACCAUACCGGGCAGUCGGGGCAAGUUGGAAAUCACAAACUUCAUGCCACAGAACGGAUCGCAAAGUGGUGGCGAUAGUGACAAUGACUGUGACUGCAAUGCGACACCACCCGGCUCCGAGCCCCCUCCCGACACCAAGUCUCCUACGGAACCGACCACAGGCUGUCCGAUGGUCACUGAAACACCGACGUGUAACUGCAAUGACACUGUCACCUGCCCCAGCGAUGUGACGAGCGACGUGCCCACAGUGACGUGUGACUGUGGUGAAACCGUGACGUGCCCGACAGCCCCUGCUCCUCCUACAGAGUGUGACUGCAGUGCGACAGCGUGCCCGACUGUACCCGGGGAGAUGGUCACAUGCGCAUGCGCUGACGGCACUGAAGGUCAGGUGACUCCUAACACAACCACUCCCUUCACACCCGACGUUGCUGAAAAGUUUCUAGAAGAGGCUCUUGAUGUUAUUGGUCUUAUUGGAGGAAAUUCGACCCGGGAGGGCGCUGUACAGCUGUUGUUGGAAGCCGAAAUCCUGGGCAUAAAUUUGGGGAAGCGUCUUUCUGAAGGUCGGCAGGUUGGGGAAACAAUCUCUGUGACGGCUGCUACGGAGACUAUUGCUAUGAGCGUCGAAGUCGACGAUGCAAGCGCAUUCAAAGGUGCCGCCUUUCCCGAUUCCUCGGACCCCGUGUUCAGCUCCGAAGGAUGGAGGGCGCCCUUUGUGUCCCAGGAAGUUUCGAACUUCUUCACGAGUGAAAACAUUUCAGGUGAUGUCAUUGUUGUAAACGUACUGUAUGCCGACAUCGGAGAGCUUCUAGAAGAUACUGACUCAACAGAUGAAAUCACUCCAAUGGUGAACAGCCGUGUAAUCGGUACGUCUGUAGUCCCCAGCGAAAAUACUACCUCGGACUUCACUCUGAAUGUUCGCAUGACGGCCGAAAAAUUAAAGAAAAACAUUACAGGAACUUCAAGCUGCGUUUUCUGGGAUUUUGAGGCGCAAGGAACGCUGGGUGGCGCCUGGUCCCCUGAUGGGUGCUUGGUAGACUCUGAAAAUGACACCCACGUGAUAUGCGUGUGUGAUCACCUGACCAACUUUGCCAUCUUGUUGAAACCAGACAACGUUGUGAUUCCGCCUGGGGAUGAAUUUGCUCUCGGCAUCAUUUCCUACAUCGGUCUUGGUCUGUCGCUCUGUUCUCUGCUAUUGGCAUUCAUCACCAUCAGUGUAUCACUGAAAAGUCUGAAGAAUUUCCAGUCGGCCGUAAUCCACCUCAACCUCAUUGCCGCGCUGGGACUCGCAGACACGCUGUUUCUGAUUGGUGCAGAUGAUACAGAAAAUCAGAUGUGGUGUACUGCGGUGGCGGUUAUUCUACAUUACUUCUACCUCUCCACCUUCAUGUGGAUGCUGUGCGAGGGUUUUCACAUUUACAUCCGGGUCACCAGGGUCUUUGCCGAUGUCAAAGGUCACCUGAAGUUUUACUUCCUGGCCGCUUGGGGUAUUCCCGCCGUGAUUGUUGGAGCAACUGCCGGGGCCAAUCUUCAGGGAUACGGUACAAAGACGGCUUGCUGGCUGGACGCCGCCGGUAACAUGCUCUGGGCCUUCGUUGCACCCAUCGCUCUUAUCAUUGCAAUGAACGCGUUCUUCUUGGUGAUGAUCAUGUACAGGUUUCUGACAGUCAAGAGCAUUGCUAAGAAAUCCAAGUAUGAACAGCUCAGGAAAGCGACCCGGGCCGCCAUCGUUCUGCUACCGUUGCUCGGCACCACAUGGAUCUUUGGUCUGCUGGCCUUCGGCGUGGGCGAAGUGGCCCUCUUCUACGUUUUCGUCAUCCUGAACUCACUCCAGGGUGUGUUCAUUUGCAUUUUCCACUGUUUGACCAAUGACGAUGUGGCGUCGACGCUGCGCAUCAAACUGCGCAGGUCUCGCACAAAGAUUGACAUCUUCUUGACCUCAUCCGAUCGAAAAAGUCAGCCGAAGUCCAAAUCAUCAAGAACAGCAGAAAGCAAACAGAGCAACCAGGGAUCAAGCACCGUGAGAAAUCCUGACGAUACCAGCGCAUCUGAAGUCGGACCGAAGUCUGACCGAUGGGCGACUUGCCCAAGUACCAGUCUGAGUGUGCCUACCUGAACGCCAGACGACGGCAACAAACCAUCCAUCGUGAGGAUGAGGGCCUGAAGAGUACCCAUAGGUUACUCCAUCCAAAGUUUAGAAUUUCUUAUAAUUAGUUAGAAAAAACAAGCCCAAGAAAUCGUUCUCAACAUUUUAAAGAUCCUAAUCGUGAACAUGUAGACAUAUGAAAUCUUCCAUCUUUUGCACUUAAGAAGGAGUAACGAAAUAAUAUGCCAAUGCGUCACCGGGAUACGUACUGAAAAGAAAAAAACAUUACUCAUAACCUUUACAUGCUAAGGUUUUAUGAUAUAAUAUUAAAUGUGAAAACCGAAAGUUAAAGAUUGUAAAAUGAUUAUCCUAAAUUCGCUCAUGAACUUGGACAGAUAAUGUUGUGAGUGCUAAUGGGCAUUACAACUCUGGUUUUACUGGUUUUAACCAAAUGAGGCUUCCAGCUUACUUGGCCACGGUCUGACUCUCGUAGUAAAACACGUGUGUGUGCGAAAGGCUUAGCCGCUGCGUAGUUAGGUAUAAUUUCAAGCCGUAGACGCAUGCCUGUACUGUUGCGGAGUUAUUUAAUUUGAUUCCAAAAAAAAAAAAUGUUAAGAAAGUUAGCGUUUAUGCACCGAGCUCCCAUGUUGAGGAUGGGUUUUGUAUGUUAUCGGAUGAACAUACCUGGGCAUAUAAUUUUGGGUCCUCUUAUUUCUAAUGUCAAACCGCGGACAGUAUUAUUUGGUUUCUAUGUAAAGCUCAUAUAUACCCUUACGAAAGGGUUUUUACAUAACUAUCAAUACAUUCAUUAUAUGUACACUAUAUGGUCUGAAAGAUGUUGUUUGAAAAUCGGGAUAGAUAAAGAUCUUAUCUGAGACUACUCUAGAAACUUGGCAGAAUUGAAGAUAGGUAGGAGUCAGUAAUAUGCCACUGAGAGUAGUGGGUUUACCGCAGUAUCAUAGCUUACCCAGAUGCAUCCAAUUCACGAUGAGAGGAAAUACAAGACAAUGUUGGCCUUGUGACCCUUGAUGAUGUAGUCAGCUAUUAUCCUUGGUGACUAUUCCCCCUACGCUGAGGCCAAAAUGUUGUUCUGUAACCACUGUUGACAUCUGUGAUUUGGGACAUAGUGUUUGACACCUGCCAUCACUAGGCUCCUUGAGGCUGUUAAAAUCA
This is a messenger RNA of Patiria miniata (bat star), 4507 nucleotides long. Its product is annotated as adhesion G protein-coupled receptor E3-like. Lineage: Eukaryota; Metazoa; Echinodermata; Asteroidea; Valvatida; Asterinidae. The coding region runs from base 227 to 3364 and encodes 1045 amino acids. The transcript has 27 exons. Gene Ontology annotation, molecular function: G protein-coupled receptor activity. The record is from RefSeq and is a predicted model, not a curated record. Gene Ontology annotation, biological process: adenylate cyclase-activating G protein-coupled receptor signaling pathway; cell surface receptor signaling pathway. Gene Ontology annotation, cellular component: membrane.